GAUGCAAGUACACAUAUACAAGAGGGGGUCCCAGUCGUGUUUUACCUCUCACAUCUUGCUUCUCUCCUCGUCUUUCUUUCUCUCCUUUCUGCCGUCUGCCUCUGCGAAAGUACAUUGCUGAGACUCAAUCACCGCUGAGAUGAAGUCGCUCUCCGUUGCCGCCGCGUUCGUCGCGAGUGUCCAGGCAGGUCUUCGUUUUGGAUGCUCGAGUCUGACUAUCCAGCGCCUUGAUCCCGUCGUGCAGCCUGGCUCUGAUCCCUCUUCUCAUUUACACCAUAUCGUUGGCGGUAAUCAAUUCAAUGCUACUAUGACUGGCGAUGUUGGCGCCAGGGGCAGCUGUACCACUUGUCAGAUGGCAGAAGACUUCUCUAAUUACUGGACUGCUGUUAUGUACUUCAAGCACCCCACUAAUGGCUCUUAUCACCGAGUGCCAGUUGUCAAUAAUGCGGCACUCGCAUCUGGCACCACAGGUGGAAUAACGGUCUACUACACGCCAUAUGAUCUGUCGAGGGACAAUCUCAAGCAGCAGCCCAUAACUGUUUUCAAGCCAGGCUUUCGUAUGACCGUCGGCAGCCCUACAACCAAUGCUACCCAAGCCGCAAAGCAUAUCGGUCUAAGUUACAACUGCCUCACAACACUUAUAAAUCGAGGACCAGAGAUGAGGGACUUUCCCACCAAACCAUGUCCAGCUGGUAUUUUUGUUACACACCAUUUCCCUGCAUGCUGGGACGGCAAGAACCUUGACAGCCCUGACCACCAGUCCCACAUGUAUAACACUAUUACUUUGGACGGUUUCACCAACGCCCCUCCGUGCCCAUCAUCUCAUCCCGUUCGCGUACCACAGGUGACCUAUGAGACCGUCUGGGACACGACCAAGUUCUCAAGUCUAUGGAAAUCGGGAGAUCCGAACCCUUUCGUGUGGAGUUUUGAGGGCACUAGUGGAUAUGGCACUCAUGCUGACUAUAUGUUUGGCUGGAAGGGUGAUGCCCUCCAGCGCGCUAUGAAUAAGUCCGAAUGCUUCUACGACGGUUGCGGCUCUAUUACCAAGCAGGAUAUGUCGGUUGCUAAUAAAUGUACCGUCAAGGAUAUGGUCGGAGAGAACAUCGACGGAUGGGUCUCUCACCUUCCGGGUAUGUCUUCAUAAAUGCUGAAGGAAUAGAACUCGAGCAGGAACCAGGCAAUUUUCUUACACGAUGGAAACUCGAAAGCCCAUUCGCUUCAAAUUUCUACUUUUGAUGUUUGUAUGUUUGUUUUGGAGGACUUUUGGUAGCAAACGUUACGAAACGUUGCCACAAUGUAUCGUAGCAAGACAUUCGUUUAGUUACAACUCAGUGGUUCUACAAGUCGCCAUGAACGAGAUCCUCCAGGACCUGAUUCAGUCGCGG
Messenger RNA from Mollisia scopiformis, 1385 nucleotides. RefSeq lists its product as uncharacterized. The transcript has 8 exons. The record is from RefSeq and is a predicted model, not a curated record. The coding region runs from base 140 to 1144 and encodes 334 amino acids. NCBI's taxonomy places the organism in Eukaryota, Fungi, Ascomycota, Leotiomycetes, Helotiales, Mollisiaceae.